This is a messenger RNA of Cladocopium goreaui, 997 nucleotides long. The record is from the annotation of a GenBank genome assembly. Lineage: Eukaryota; Dinophyceae; Suessiales; Symbiodiniaceae.
AUGGCUUGGCGUUGGGAUUGGCAACAGCAGCCUUCGGCCUGGCAUCAGUCGAUGGACUGGCAGCAGGACUGGCAUGCUACGGACUGGCAUGCCACGGACUGGCAGCAGGGUUCCUCGUGGGGUGGUUCGUCGUCUUGGGAGUGGCCAGAUGACAAGAAGGACCCACCGAAGCCGGAGAAGAAGCUGGUCUUUUCUGGCUACAGCUUUUUGGGUGGUGCGAAAAAGGGCUCACUUCCCCUCUCGCAGCAAGCGAUCCUUUUGAAGAGCACCCUCACAGAGGUACCGCAGCUGUGCCUGCAGAGCUGGAAGUCGAUCACAUCACUCUGUGCGUUUUGGAUUCUUUUCCGAGUCGAUGCUAGCGCUACCAGCAUGGCAAGUUUGGGCUCAGAGCUCACCGAGAUCACAGGGCAUUUGGAGGAAGCGUUCAAAAACAGCUACCCCACGGAUGCGGACCGCGCCACAGUCAUCGACUGGUUCAAACGCCAUGGCCAAGACCAGGGCAAGAUCUUGGAGCGUGCCGUCGGAGAAGGGUUCGUUGCUGAACCUGACAGACACCGCUCGGACUACCGAGGCGAUGCUUCCCGCAACUCCCUGCCCCCCACUGCGCCUGACGGCCGUGUUCGCAAGCGUCGCUCCACGUCAGAGGAAAUCCAACGAUUCGAGAGAAGGAAGCGGUUGGCUGAAGUGACCCUGGAAGCCGCCGAAGCAGAGCUCCGUGCGCAGCGGAUGGAAGCCGCUGUGCGAGGGGAAGGUGCAGCAGAGGCGCCUAAGAAGCCACACCUUCUCCACUCGCCAGCCAUUCCAAACAGCUGGGUGGCCCAGACGCCCAGCCCGCAGCCAAUCAUGCCUCCUAGCCAGGGCGGGUGGCGCUCCUGUGCAUUCAUUUUUUAGCCGAACUUCCUGGAGAGAUGCCUGUGCGGUAUUAGAUCUACCCGAUUUUGUACAAUCUUCAGCAUGCACUUGCCCGGCGCAAGAUGUGGAUUGAGCGCAAGCAAAG